Molecule: messenger RNA, 2037 nt
Organism: Dentiscutata erythropus
Lineage: Eukaryota; Fungi; Glomeromycota; Glomeromycetes; Diversisporales; Gigasporaceae
Source: the annotation of a GenBank genome assembly
AUGAUUUCUUACAACUUGCCGGAUUUAUCAACAGAUUCUUUUGAUGUAUCAAACAAAACCAAUGAUACUCUCAUAGAAAUUGUUGAUAAAAAAUCCGACAAGGUUGAGGUUUUUCUAGCUGUUUCUAAAGUUCUUUGCAACAAAUGUGAGUAUUUUAGGAUAGCUUUAUCGGAUAAAUGGGCAAAAAAGGACGAUAAUUAUAAACUAAAAUUAGAAGUGUCUUGCGAUGCUUUUAAAGUAAUAUUUGAUGGAAUUUGUAAUGGAUCGAUUAUUUUAAACAAUCUAGACUUAGCAUUUACUAUAGAUUUAUUAUUUGUUUCCGAUCUUCUUCUCCUUCACGACUUUCUCGAUUUUUUAAAAGUUAAAUUGUUAGAAGAAAAUAAAGAGAAUUGGCGUGAUAAUGAAAUCAUUUAUGCAUUAAAGGCUUCUCAGCAACAUCCAUCCCUCCAUGAACUUUACUUAGUUUGCCAAGAUAUGGUGGCAGAAAAUCCAAUGAUCUUAUUUGAUUCACCAGAAUUUUCUUCGAUUGAUGAGGAAAUAUUACUUAAUAUAUUAAAAUUGGAUAUGAUUUGUAAGGAUGAAAUAGUAGUAUUUGAUAAAUUAAUUGAGUGGGGAAUCGCAAAUACGCCAAAAUAUUCUACUAUAACUAAUGAAACAUCUAAACUAAGUGCAUUAGGUACCACUAUUGAAGAAGGAUUACAAUUAAUUCGAUACAAUUACAUACAUCGUAACUUUAAUGAAUUUGAUCAAAUCAUACCAAAAAACUUUUUAUAUUCAUCUCGCUCUAGGGUUAUGGUUGAUCCAAAGGUUGUUAGUAAUAGAUUUGCUGGAAUAAUUGCUGCAUGGAUUGAUAGAAAGGAUCCUACAGAAGCUCAAUACACUGCUGUUAACAAUCCAUUCAGAUUUAGGCAUGUUUUUCGUAUGAAUGAUAAUACCUAUUUUUCGUCCAGACAUUACAGAUUUCAUCAAUUUUCUAACAAGUUACCAACAAUUAAAUGUCAUGAAGGACCUUCAUUAAUGAUAAUUAAACUUAAAAAUUCGGGAAAAAUUAUUGGUGCUUACAAUCCUAUUCAAUGGAAAAAAGGAAAUUAUAGCUAUCGUUCUACAUCAGAGAGCUUUAUUUUCUCCUGUGAUGAUAGAUUUGGUUCAAAUUAUCAAUUAUGUAGAGUUAUUGAUUAUAAUCGUGCUGUAUGUUUAUUAGGUGAUCUAUUAAAAUUUGGGGAUGAUUUAAAGUUUACUUAUGAUGAAGGAAACGUUAAAUGUAAGAUUGGACAUGAAUUUUAUGAACAAAUUUCUUUGGCUGAAGGUAUUUACGAAGUUGAUGAAUGGAAUGUUUAUAAAGUUAGAAGAAAAGACGAUCUACCAAUGCGUGUAAUGAUAAAUUGGGAUCUUGAAUCAAAAAUUAUUAAUAGUGACUUUUUCGGCAUUAUCUCAACUUGGAUUGAUAAAAAAGAUGAUCCUUACCUUAAAUCUAACAUGCCAUACCAAUUUACUCCUAUAUUUCGCAUGAAAGAUAAUUCAGCUUUCUUUCCAAAACAAUAUUAUAAUCAAUUAACGGAGAGAGUAUUACCAACAAUGAAAUGUCAUCAUGGACCUUCGUUGAUGUUAAUGAGAUUAAGAUUCUCUGGAAAGAUAAUUGGUGCUUAUAAUCCCCUCGAUUGGCAACCUGGAGAAUAUCGCACUUAUCCAACUGAUGUUGAAUAUAGAAGUACAAAAGAAAGUUUUAUUUUUUCUUAUGAACUUAAUGAAAAUAACGAACCAAAUUAUCGAUUAUGUCGUGUUGUUAAUUUUGAUCGAGCAAUCGGCUCUGAGAAAUUGACAACCAAUAGAAAAGACAUAAAUAGUUUAAUUUUAAGAUUUGGUGAUGAUUUAGUACUUUCACAUCAAGGAGGAAUACGUCAAAAUAUUCAUUCUGGUAUCUUUUGUCGUAUAAUGGCAAAUGGAUGCUAUGAACAACCGCCCACAAUGCCUGACGGAAAUUAUGAAGUUGACCAAUGGGAGAUUUUUAGAGUUUCUAUAAAAGUUCCAGAAAUUUAA